This is a messenger RNA of Trichoderma breve, 2601 nucleotides long. Its product is annotated as glycosyl hydrolases family 18 domain-containing protein. NCBI's taxonomy places the organism in Eukaryota, Fungi, Ascomycota, Sordariomycetes, Hypocreales, Hypocreaceae. The record is from RefSeq and is a predicted model, not a curated record. The transcript is spliced from 9 exons. Gene Ontology annotation, biological process: carbohydrate metabolic process. Bases 1 to 2601 code for a protein of 866 amino acids. Gene Ontology annotation, molecular function: chitin binding; hydrolase activity, hydrolyzing O-glycosyl compounds.
AUGGCCAAGUCAGCUUGGGUUGCGGUUAUUCUAAACCUGGCGUUUGGUACUUCUGGAUCUGAGUUCUUUUCUCAACUUGAACGCUGUCCGAAUUCUUGCACCACCUUAGGACCUAUCUCGAGCAACUGGACUUACAUACACCAUCUUGGGAAACUCAACAGUUGCAACAAGACGGUGUUAUUUGACCUGUCACUCCAUAAUGAUGUUGCUGAUCUCAAGACUCACACCACUUUUCGGGCAUGCACAGUGGAAGAUGGUCCAAAACUCAAUGACACGAAUCUCUCUGUUAAACAGGCAGCUUCUAUUUCAACUGCCAUCUCGCUCCAGGGAGCAUGGUCCGAAAAGAAUGUGCAGUUCAACCAAGAUCAAUUUGACGGAUUAUACGGAGCUAUUCAACAACAUGUGAUAGGUCCUGAUGCAGAUGCACCUACAAUCAUUUUCAGCAAGGUCGGUCAUCUCGUCAUGGGAUUCUUCGCAGGAGGGAGCAUCGACAGUAGCCGAAGUAUUGCUGCAAUAAUGAACGAGCUUACAUCACAAGUAAAAGCUAACGACCCUUGUCCGUUGAACGCAUGCUGUGAUAUUUUCGGGCAGUGCGGCAUCACUCCAGACUUUUGUACUGCUUCUCAGUCUGCAACAGGCGCUCCGGGAACCUCCGCUCCUGAAUUCAUCAAGGUGGGCUACUGGGAAUCGUUUGGCCUCGAUCGGCCUUGUCUCCAGAUGCCCGUUUCUGCGAUUCCAAGUGGCUACACCCACAUUCAUUACGCUUUUGCUACCCUGACCUCGGAUUUUCAAGUUGACGUGUCGGCAGAACAAGACGCCUUUAACCAAUUUGCUUCUGCUAGUGGCUUCAAACGUAUCUUGUCCUUUGGUGGUUGGUCAUUCUCUACGGAUGUCGACUCGUUCCCCAUUUUCCGCGAGAUCAAUAAGUAUAACCUGGAUGGCGUGGACUUUGAUUGGGAAUAUCCUGGAGCGCCUGAUAUUCCCGGUAUUCCUCCUGGAAGUCCCCAAGACGGAGUAAAUUACCUAGCCUUUUUGACUACACUUCGGGGUUUGUUGCCUUCUGGCAAAACACUGUCUCUGGCAGCUCCAGCCUCUUACUGGUACCUGAGAGGCUUUCCAAUCAAGGACAUGGCUCCAGUGCUCGAUUAUAUCGUGUACGAAACUUAUGAUCUCCAUGGACAAUGGGACUAUCAGAAUGCCUUCAGUAAUCCUGGCUGCCCUACUGGGAACUGCCUCAGUUCGCAUGUCAAUUCUACCGAGACCUUUUUUGCCGUGGCUAUGAUCACCAAGGCCGGUGUUCCCACCAAUAAGAUUGCGGUUGGCGUUACGAGUUACGGAAGAUCGUUCGGUAUGGUAGAUCCGUCGUGUACAGGCGUCAACUGCUUGUUUGGCGGACCCGAUUCGACCGCAAUGCCGGGCGCUUGCACUCAGACAGCCGGUGACUGUGACCUUGUUACAUUCGGAGAUACCUGGGUCUCACAUAUGACACCUGCAACGAAAGCCAACCGGAUAGCUCAGUAUCAGCUCCAAAACUUCGCGGGAUCUGUAGAUUGGGCAAUUGACCUUGAGAAUGGAGCCACCGGGGGUAACAAUGCCACUGGUGCUGCUGGUGAUCACUUCACCCCGAGCAAAGUACUUGUGGCCUCGCUCACCUGCACCACUUUGACACCGUCUGCAACAUUUACCUUGACCGCAGAGUGUGCCAGUGAAAUAGCUGGACUGCCACCUCGAACUAAUAAUAACUCGCCACCUGGCCCAGCGAAUUGCACGGAAACAUGCGACUUAUUGCGAGAGAUUACGGGGACUUGUUGCGGGAUUGGAGGCACAAUUGCAAAUCCAGUGGCCAUUGUUCCCAAUGUGAAGAUCCCUCUACCUAUACCUUUGUCUGGCUGUUCGCCGUCAUCUACUAUCACUUUCCCUGCGGUAUAUUAUCCCCCUGGGAUUCUCCUACCUUUUCCUGUUAUUCUACCAAGUGGCUAUAGUCCCUCAGCAACUAUCACCUUUGGUUCGACAACUCUACCGGCCAAUGUACCCCUCUCAUCAGUUGUCAUCAUUCCUGCAGAAUAUGUUCCUCCAGGCCCUCUUCCCUUUUUUGCUCCCCCUUUUACAUUAAAUCCAGGGGACAAGCUACCAGGUCUGGUCGUGAUUCCGCCUGGGUUCGCUCCAGUGACACCAUUUACGGCACCUACCAUUUCAUAUCCCGCGGGACAACCAAUUCCCCCAGGUGUUUUCAUCUCCCCAGGGAUCGACGUCCCUGCUCCAAUAGGUAUUCCAGCAGGCGCACCAUUAUUCCCCGACUUCACACCUAUUGCUACUGGUACAGAUCCCGAGGAUGAGGAUGAGCCAAGAUGUUCGGCCCGAAGUGUGCUAUCUAUUUCAGCAACGUCAGCUCCAACUCCUUCGCCAUCGCCUUCACCUUCGCCCUCGCCUUCGCCCUCGCCCACGCCUUCGCCCUCGCCAUCGCCUACUCCACCAGACUACACCAAGAUAUGCGGUUUCACACCCAGCUGCACCAACAAUUGCGGUCAAACUAUACUGCUUUGUCCCAUAUUCUGCCGCGCCGAGUGCCCUCCAUCAGACACAGUGGGUAUUGCCAGUUAG